Cuscuta europaea is the source of this 3505-nucleotide messenger RNA. Lineage: Eukaryota; Viridiplantae; Streptophyta; Magnoliopsida; Solanales; Convolvulaceae. The record is from the annotation of a GenBank genome assembly.
CUAAUCCCAAAGGACUCCGCCUCUUUCGUAGAGCAAUUUCCUAGCCAUGGACUAAAUAAUGUGUUCGUAUACUCGGUAUAUGAAUAUAUGAUUCGGGUGUUUAUUGAUCAUUUUCCCUUUUAUUUCUUCUGGUUUUCUAGUUUCUGCUACGGUUCGCGCAAAACACCCGAACCCGAACCAAUAAUACCAGUUUUUUCCACCCGUUUUAUUCAAUUCGGACACGGGUUUAUUCCUCUUCCUCACCGUUCUCAAGCUUAGUUGUGAAGUGCGAAGCUCUCAGAGGAGGACGACAAAUAUAUGGAUCCACCGCACCAUGCCCCUAACCAGAACAACCCGUACAUUACCAGUAACAAUCCGCUGCACUUCACAAUCCAUUUGCCGCAAUCUAAUGCCCAUCCAAACCCUAACCCAAGUUUCAGUCCAAUUCCUAUUUAUGACCAUAAUCAUAGUUCCAAGCCUUCCUCAAUCAAUCAACAGUUGGCAUCUCUCUCCAUUCCUCGGAAGCGGAGGCAAGGCCGUCCCCGUAGUACGACAGCUUCGAACCAGGCCUACAAUGACAUACAAUUUAUAGGACAUCUGUCAGAAAAUUCCAAUUUGUCGAGACUCAACGGCGACCCUGGUAAUGGUACCGCUGCAGCCGAGAAAAGACAAAGUUCUGCUGAUGUUUCGGAUGAGAUCAUAGUGAUCAACAAAGAGGCCACUUCCGAGGCGUUGAUUGCUCUAACUGCUGGGUUUCCUGCCGACUCGCUUACUGAUGAGGAGAUAGAUGCCGGAGUUGUUUCUAAUGUCGGGGUCGGUGGGAUUGAGCAGGUAAAUUACAUCCUCAUCAGGAACCAUAUCAUAGCAAAAUGGCGGGAAAAUGUGUCUACUUGGCUGACGAAGGAAAUGUUUACAGAUAUUAUCCCGAAGCAAUGUACUACUCUGUUGGAUUCGGCAUAUAACUAUUUGGUCUCGCGUGGGUUUAUCAACUUUGGGGUGACACCUGCGAUCAAGGAGAGGAUGGAUACAGACCCUGAUAAGCCUAGAGUGAUCGUGAUUGGGGCAGGAAUGGCAGGCUUGGCUGCAGCAAGACAAUUGCUCUCAUUCGGUUUUAAAGUGACUGUUUUGGAGGGAAGGAAGCGGGCAGGAGGGAGGGUGUAUACAAAGAAGAUGGAAGGUGGGAACCGGGCAGCAUCUGCAGAUUUAGGAGGUAGUGUAUUGACAGGCACGUUGGGAAAUCCACUUGGAAUUAUUGCAAGGCAACUCUCUUAUACACUUCACAAGGUAAGGGAUAAGUGCCCCCUCUACAGACCAGACGGGAAACCGGUCGAUCCAAAUUUGGAUAAGAAGGUGGAAACGGAUUUCAACACACUUUUAGACCAAGCAAGCAAACUCAGACAAUCUAUGGGGGAUGUUUCUCAGGAUGUAUCUCUAGGGGCUGCGUUGGAAACUUUCCUCCAGAUUAAUGGAAAUGAGGUAAAUACAGAGGAAUUGAGUUUAUUUAACUGGCAUCUUGCAAAUCUUGAGUAUGCAAAUGCAGGUUUGCUUUCAAAACUCUCACUGGCGUUUUGGGACCAAGAUGAUCCCUAUGAUAUGGGAGGGGACCAUUGUUUCUUGCCCGGAGGAAACGGAAGGCUCGUUCAGGCUUUGGCUGAGAACGUUCCUAUUCUUUAUGAGAAAACCAUCAACACGAUCCGUUAUGGUAGUGAUGGCAUCCAGGUUGUUGCUGGGUCACAGGUAUUUGAUGGUGACAUGGCACUUUGCACCGUUUCGCUUGGGGUUCUCAAGAAUGGGUCUAUUAAGUUCAUACCGGAGUUGCCCCAGAGGAAGCUUGAUGGGAUAAAGAGAUUGGGAUUUGGUUUGUUGAAUAAGGUUGCAAUGCUUUUCUCGCAUGUUUUCUGGGGUACUGAUCUUGAUACGUUUGGGCAUUUGGCUGAGGAUCCUAGUCAUCGUGGAGAGUUUUUUCUGUUCUAUAGCUACGCUCCUGUUGCUGGUGGACCCCUAUUGAUAGCUCUAGUGGCUGGAGAAGCUGCUCACAAAUUCGAGACCAUGCCUCCCACUGAUGCGGUGACGCGUGUUCUCCAGAUUCUCAAAGGUAUAUAUGAACCACAAGGAAUUGAAGUGCCUGAACCCAUCCAAACAGUUUGUACAAGAUGGGGCAGUGACCCCUUCAGCUUAGGUUCAUACUCCAAUGUUGCUGUGGGUGCAUCUGGGGACGACUAUGAUAUUCUAGCUGAAAAUGUGGGAGAUGGCAGGCUUUUCUUUGCGGGUGAGGCCACCACAAGACGGUAUCCAGCAACCAUGCAUGGAGCUUUUCUCACUGGGCUUAGAGAAGCUUCCAACAUCGCUCAUUAUGCCAAAGUUAGAACAUUGAGUACAAAAGUUGAAAAAAACCCUUGGAAGAAUGCUCAUUCUUGUGCAUCUCUUCUUACUGAUCUAUUCAGGCAGCCGGAUUUGGAAUUUGGUAGCUUUUCUGUGAUCUUUGCUAGAAAAGUCAUUGAUGUAAAAUCAGCAGCGGUAGUAAGGGUGACGUUUAGCGGGCCGAGGAAGAAAAGCCAUGAUGGGUUGCUCUUUCAGCAGCUUCAGUCUCACUUUAAUCAGCAGCAAGAACUGCAUGUUUACACAUUGAUAUCUAAGGAACAAGCAAUGGAGUUGAGAGAGGUGAGAGGGGGUGAUGAGGCGAGGUUGAAUUGCCUUUGUGAGAAAUUUGGGGUGAAGCUGGUUGGGAGGAAGGGUCUGGGGCCAUCCGCAGAUUCUAUAAUAGCUUCCAUCAAGGCUGAGAGGGGAAAACACAAACCCGGUCCCAAUCCUCUAAAAUCUGGUGGGCCAAAUUUGAGAGUUGUCGUAUCAAAGAAGAGAGUAAUCAGAAAGGCUAAAAUAAUACGCAGAGGCAAUGGAGCCAAUGAAGCCAAUGCACCCAACGGAGAUGCUACCCGGAUGAAAACAGUUUGUGCACUUCAGUCUAAUUCUGGCCCUAAACUAGUGGUGACCAAUAUCACCAACACUGCAAGACUAGGAAGCAACGUCCCUAGCUCUAGUCAGAUUUCAAGCUCACUUGGCGACCAAAAUGCUAAAAUGGUGUAUAGACCAGGAAGUAUUAAUUAUGAUUCUAUCCUUACCCCUUCAUUGAAUUCUUGCAUUGGUGGUUCAAAUAUUAUCAAAGUGGAUUCAGAAGCAAGCAACAAAACUAGUACCUCAACUCCUCCAAGCUCCACUCUUGAAGAUAUUUUUUCGGGACCAUAGAAGUGAUGGUGCCACCCUUCUCCUAACUAAUUGUGAUGAUAGAGCACAUAUAUAACGCACACACAUCUAAUCUAACUUCCUGUUUGAACUUUUGAUUGUCAAUAGUUGAUAAUGAAGUGGGAUUUUUUUAGCACUACUUGAAAGUGUUUAGUAAAUUGUAUGGUUCAUUGCCAUUUGAGAUCAAUUCAUUACUCCAUCCCAACCUGUAAUGUAUUGACUGAUAAUUGUCAAGGAAAGGAAAUUUGACUCUCCCAACCUCUAACCUUAUUACGGAGUAAUUGAU